GAUUAUUGGUGGUAUGAUCAUCAUUUAGUUAUUAACUAUUUUUUUUUUCUCCCGAAUUUCAGUAUUUCAUUCACUCAAUCUUCUAAAUUCACUCUCUGAAACCGAAACCUGCAAAAGUUGUGAAUAAUGUUCUUUUCAAUCCCAUUGGGGAAACAGCAGCAUGAUAGAGAGGAGAGAGAAGGGAUAGGGGUGAGUUUCAGGCCAGAAAACUUCAUCCCAGGUGUUGUUAUUGGCUUCAUUUUUGGGUUUCUUCUUGAUUUAGCUAAACCCUCCAAAACCCCACCUAAAUCCUUAAACCAAACUCAGAAUUCCUUUUCUUCAGGCCAUUCAGAUGAAGAAUUGAAGAUGGUUUUGGUGGUUAGACAAGAUCUAAAAAUGGGAACCGGAAAGAUUGCAUCUCAAUGUGCACAUGCUGCCACUGGCAUGUAUGCCGAACUAAUGCUAAGUCAGCGGUUCCUAUUGAGGCAGUGGGAGCAAUGUGGACAGGCUAAAAUAGUAGUGACAUGCAAAAAUCAAAAAGAAAUGAAUAAAUUGCAGCAAGAUGCUGAGAGCAUUGGUCUUCCAACUUUUGUUGUUGCAGAUGCUGGGCGCACACAGAUUGCAGCUGGUUCUAAGACAGUACUUGCAAUAGGACCUGGAAGCAAGGCUUCUGUGGAUUCAGUCACCGGGAAACAACGACUUCUUUGAUAGCUUAAUCACGAGCCCGGUUUUCUUUCAGAAAGCAACAAGCUAUUCUCUGUGAUGUCACGAUUCUGACGAUUAUGCUUCCAUUAGUUCUAACUGUAGAUCAAAUAGAAGCCAAUAAUAUGCAUAGGAGAAGAAUUGUGGCUUUGAUUUGGUGAAAAUUCUUUGUGGCAGCUCAGUUUCUGUCUUCCUCAUUCAAUUGUAGUAGUCUAUUCUAUAAUUUCUUACAGUGUAAUUCAUGCUUCAAACAACAAGCACAUACGAAAUUCAAUUGAACACUUAUUUCUUUCGAAUGGGAAGUACAGAUUGGUUCAUUUCUCUUAA
Molecule: messenger RNA, 1008 nt
Organism: Spinacia oleracea (spinach)
Lineage: Eukaryota; Viridiplantae; Streptophyta; Magnoliopsida; Caryophyllales; Amaranthaceae
Exons: 8
Coding region: 127-687 (186 amino acids)
Cellular component (GO): mitochondrion; cytosol
Molecular function (GO): peptidyl-tRNA hydrolase activity
Source: RefSeq, a predicted model, not a curated record